GCUACUGUGUGGUGUACCAGGAUGGCCCAUGAUUAGCUGAGGCAUGUGUGACGGGGAUAGUUCUGCAUGUUACGUAAUAGAAGGAGGCGGAGGCAGAGACACACCUCAACAUUUAAAAGUGCUUUCAGUUCGAGGAGCUUUGGAGUUUACUUUCUUUUUCACGCCCUGGGAACCACACCAUGGACAUUAUAGCAGUUUUACAGGUAUCUCUUUGGCUGUUGACUCUUUGGGUGCGAGGAAGUCAGUGUGUGCAUUGUGUAAACAACUCUUAACUUUUGCUGGUGUCUAUUUUAUCACUCUUUUUCAACACCUCACAUUUCUGUGUAAGAGGAAAGCAAAACACCCAAGAGAAUGGAGGUCGACUUCAUAUUUUUCUAUCCUGUCUCAGACUUUAUGUUGAACACGUUUGGUCUUGGGUUCUUCUUCUUGGACAUGGUGCUUGACAUUUCAGCGGUUGUUGAUUUUUAUCAGAAGGAAGCCUAUGUCAGUAUGGGAGUGCUGAUCUUUUUAUUACUGGGAUCAUCUGUGCUGCUGCAGAUAUUCAGUUGGCUUUGGUAUAACUAUAGCUCGGGAGACGAAAGGAACUGCCUUGACAAAUAUCUGUACCUGGAAAAGUACUUGAAGGGAAUCUUUUGUGGGGUACUCCAUGUGUGUCAGCUGGGACUCAUCCUCAGGUUUGCAGGCAUGAUGGAGAUCUCUCUUCGCAACCUGAAGACCCGUACAGCCAAGAAGGAGGGCAUCGCCGUCUACCUGACCCAUGACCUCAGCAUGCUGCGCCUCAUCGAGACGUUCUCAGAGAACGCUCCUCAGCUGACCCUCAUGAUCACCAUCAUCUUGCAGAGGGAGGAUGUGGAGUGGGUCACAGGUCUUAAGACUGUGGUCUCAUUUGCUGCCAUCUCCAUCAGCCUGGUCAUGUACCACCGUUCCAUGCGCUCCUUCCAGACGGACAAGAACCAGAUGACGUGGACCUCAUCUCUGGUCUACUUCCUGUGGAACUUCCUCUUGAUUGCCCCACGUGUGGCAGCAAUAGCCCUGUUUGCCUCUACCCCGCCCCUCGGUAUGAUUGCAGUCCACUUCGUCUGCCUGUGGCUCGCACUGUUCCUCUGGGCCUGGCAUCAGAAAACGGACUUCAUGGAAAAUGAAGGGAAUGGCUGGGAAUGGCUCUACCGGGCCACUGUAGCUCUCAUUUGGUACUUCAGCUGGUUCAAUGUAUCCCAGGGCGGCUCCAGACGAAGGAGCAUCAUCUAUCAUUCCAUGAUAGCAGUGGACAUUAUGCUCCUGAUGGGGCGGUGGUGGUGGUGUUGGCAUAGCGACCAGGAUCCAUCUAUAUUCGGCGUGUCAGCACUGGCAGUGUUUCUGCCAGCACUGGGUGGAUCCUACACCCUAGGAAUCAUAGUGAAGAUAUGGUACUACAAAAAAAUUCAUCCUAACAAAACAGCCACUGAAGAGUCUGGAGAUGAUGAAAGAGCGCCCGCGUGCUUAGAGGGAGUUGUGUCAGGUGAGGACACGGUGACCACUCCUUUGCCAGUUGACUCUUCACCCUCACCCCAACCCCCACCGAGGCCUUUGACUGGCGCCCAGAAGAGGUGUGCUAAGCUAAAUGUUGACCAAAUAGCACUGCUGUCAGGUGGGGCGAUUGAGUGUUCUGCACCGCAACAAGUUAGCCUGCUGCUUCACACCACUGACCACUUCAUGUGCUGCUCCCCACAGUAG
Messenger RNA from Clupea harengus (Atlantic herring), 1713 nucleotides. RefSeq names its product XK-related protein 8-like. Gene Ontology annotation, biological process: engulfment of apoptotic cell; phosphatidylserine exposure on apoptotic cell surface; apoptotic process involved in development. Lineage: Eukaryota; Metazoa; Chordata; Actinopteri; Clupeiformes; Clupeidae. The record is from RefSeq and is a predicted model, not a curated record. Gene Ontology annotation, cellular component: plasma membrane.